Lactuca virosa is the source of this 1044-nucleotide messenger RNA. The record is from the annotation of a GenBank genome assembly. Lineage: Eukaryota; Viridiplantae; Streptophyta; Magnoliopsida; Asterales; Asteraceae.
AUGACUAGAAACCAGAAUCGUGAUGAUGACGCAUCUAGCAAGAAGAGGUUCAAGACUUGUGACAACAGUGGUGUGACAAUGUGGUCAGACCUUAACUAUGAUGUGUUUUGUUUAGUUAUAAUGCAACUGGGAGUUGUUGAUUUUGUUGCAUGUAGUGGAGUUUGUAAGUCAUGGAGGUCAUGUGCACUCUCUAACAGGAAGAUAUUUAUGGCAUCCAAACCACCCAUGUCGAUGCAAAUCUCUAAUCGUGCAUAUGAUAAAGAGUGCUACUGCUACCUAAAGGACUUUGAAGGAAGAAAGUACAAAACUCUCCUUCCCCAUUCUGUUGGAAGGACGUGUGUUGGAUUAACUUGUGGUUACUUGGUCUUGUUCGGGAGGGAAACCAAAGACUUCUGGCUUGUGAAUCCCAUCACAAGGCAGGAACUUCACUUCCCUGAUUGCCCCCUUUAUGUAGAUCACGAUCCACCAAUAAUUAAGGCUAUCCUUGUCUUUUCACCUUCAAUAUCAAAGUGGGUAAUAAUUAUGUUAGAUAAAUUCACCCAUAAUAUAUUGUUUUCUAUAGCGGGUAAAGGAGCAUGGAAUCAUGUUUCCUCCACUUUCCCCAUCCUUGAUUUACAUGCUUUUAAGGGGAAGAUAUACACCAUAAACAUGGGUUGUCGUGUGUAUGAAAUGAGACUCAAGCCAAAGCACAAAUUGACAUUACUUGAAAUCAAGAAUUUUUGGAAGCCACAUUUCUUAUUUCUGGAGUUUGUAAGUUCAGGUGAAAACCUUUAUGUGAUGAAUCAAAGUUGUGAAGAUUUGUACAAGGUUCAGGAACUAGAUUUUGGUGAAAUGAAAUGGGUGAUGCCUGAAAAGACAAUAGAAGAAUAUGCAUUCUUUCUUGGCAACUUGAAUGAUUCUGUUGCUAUUAAGCUAGAACCAUGUCGGUCACAAUACGAAAGAUAUUCUUUCUUCCCUUAUACGGGUCAAAAAUAUAGGGUCUUUGAUGCAAACAUGUGGUACUUCCCUCAUGAAUGUAUGAAUGUUAAUCUCAUAGAUGACUGA